Molecule: messenger RNA, 1194 nt
Organism: Lodderomyces orthopsilosis Co 90-125
Lineage: Eukaryota; Fungi; Ascomycota; Pichiomycetes; Serinales; Debaryomycetaceae
Exons: 1
Coding region: 1-1194 (397 amino acids)
Biological process (GO): carnitine biosynthetic process
Cellular component (GO): mitochondrion
Molecular function (GO): iron ion binding; trimethyllysine dioxygenase activity
Source: RefSeq, a predicted model, not a curated record
AUGACGAUUAAAGAAGUAAAACCUGUGUCAGACAAAAUUGAAAUUACAUGGACAGAAGAAGGCCCAUCCACCUCGACUUAUCACAACAUUUGGUUACGUGAUAAUUGUCAUUGUUCGGAAUGUUAUUACCCAUUAACAAAACAACGAUUGCUCAAUUCAGCAACUAUUGACCUAGGAAUCAAGGCCAAACUGAUUACCCACGACGGUGAUACGGUCAGCAUCGUAUGGAAUACUGAUCAUAAAUCUCAAUAUGAUGCCCAUUGGUUACGAAUCCAUUCAUAUGAUCCUCGAUUAAUUCCAUUGGAUGAUAAGUUGUUGGGCGUCAAGACGAAAUUAGCACAAAAGUUGUGGCAAGUUAAGGAUAUCGAACUGAACUUACCUCGUGUGGACUACAAUGCUGUCAUGAAAUCAUCUGAUAGAACUGAUAAUGAACAAGCUAUUAAGGAUUGGUGUUUGAACAUCUGGCAAUUUGGUUUCUGCUUAAUUGAUAAUGUCCCAGUAACUCCCGAAGAUACUGAAAAACUAUGUGAACAAUUGAAUUACAUUCGACCAACUCAUUAUGGUGGGUUUUGGGACUUCACUUCUGAUUUAGCUAAAGCUGAUACAGCAUAUACUAAUUUCGAUAUUAGUAAUCAUACUGAUGGAACUUAUUGGCUGAACUCGCCUGGUUUACAAUUGUUUCAUUUGUUGUAUCAUGAUGGUACUGGUGGUACCACUUCAUUAGUUGAUACUUUUAAAUGUGCUGAGAUUAUGAAGGAAAAGUUCCCCCAGAGUUAUGAAAUCUUUACGAGAGUUCCCGUACCCGCUCAUUCUGCAGGUGAAGAAAAGGUUUGUAUACAACCAGAUAUACCACAACCAAUCUUCAAAUUAGACAAUCAGGGCAAACUUAUUCAAGUUCGCUGGAAUCAAAGUGACCGAUCAACAAUGGAUUCAUGGAAUGAUCCAAAUGAUGUAGUCAAGUUCUAUCAAGCUAUUAAAGAUUGGGUCCUGAUUAUAACUAAGCCAGAAAAUGAGCUUUGGUAUCAAAUGAAACCUGGUCAAUGUUUAAUUUUCGAUAAUUGGCGUGUCUUGCAUUCACGUAGUGAAUUUACUGGGAAAAGAAGAUUAUGUGGGGCAUAUUUUGAAAGAGAUGAUUUUGUAUCUAGAUUGAAAUUGUUGACAUUGGGACGAGAGGCAGUAUUGGACGCUAUUUGA